AGUUUGCAUUGCGGCUUCGCUUCAACUGAAUGCUAUUCGCCCAGCUGUUCCACAAGUAUCUUGACUACGACUUGGAACCGCUGAAAGUACACUCUGAUUAGAUUAGCAGGGCUGUCAGCACACACAAACCGAGCAGUUUCACUUAAACUGUUCAACACAACGGAGGUGAAUUGUUCCAUAAAACAAAAAAUGAACUCUGAACUGUGGGAAUCCAAUGAGGAGAUACAAUAUUUUCGCGAAUAUCUGCGCAUACCCAGCGUACAUCCCAAUCCCAAUUAUGCUCCCUGCUUGGAAUUCCUAAGACGACAGGCCACACAGCUGGAACUACCUAUAGCUGUAUAUUAUCCAUUAGAUGCUGCGAAUCCUGUGGCUGUCAUCAGCUGGCAGGGGCUGGAGCCUCAAUUGCCCGCCCUUCUGCUCAACUCUCAUAUGGAUGUGGUGCCCGUCUUCAAGGACAGCUGGACGCAUGAACCUUUUGCUGCUGAAAUGGACGCCGAGGGUCGCAUUUUUGCCCGAGGCACGCAAGACAUGAAAUCCGUGGGAAUGCAAUAUCUGGCGGCCAUUAGAGCCCUCAAGCGCAGUGGAGCCAGGUUCAAGCGAACCAUACACAUGUCUUUUGUGGCAGAUGAGGAAAUGGGUGGUCGCCGAGGCAUGCGUCCCUUUGUGGAAACUGAAGAGUUUCGUGCUCUUAAUGUGGGAUUUGGAUUAGAUGAAGGACUCGCUUCGCCAACAGCUGAUUUUCCCGUGUUCUACGCCGAGCGGAGUGUGUGGCGUCUAACAUUUAAGAUAUCGGGCACUGCGGGACACGGAUCGCUCCUGUUGCCAAAUACAGCUGGCGAGAAGUUCCAAUAUAUUUUGGAUAAAAUGAUGCAGUUACGUAAGCAACAAGUGGCACGUCUUGAGAACAAUCCAGAGCUGAAGAUUGGUGAUGUGACAACAAUAAAUCUAACCCGAAUUGGUGGUGGAGUGCAGAGCAAUGUGGUGCCACCAGAGCUGACAGCUGGCUUCGAUUGUCGCCUUGCCCUCGAUGUGAAUCAUGACGAGUUCAUCACACAAUUAAACACCUGGAUGUCAGAGGCUGGUGGGGGUAUUGAGCUGGAGUUCGAUCAAAAGCAUCCGUAUGUGCCACCCACUGCCACAGAUGCUAGCAAUCCCUUCUGGCUGGCCUUCAAAAGUGCCACUGAUGAGUUAGGUCUCGAUAUCCGACCACAGAUCUUCACUGGCGGCACAGACAGUCGCUUUUUGCGCAAGUCUGGCAUACCCGCCUUGGGUUUCUCGCCCAUGAACAAUACUCCGGUUUUACUACAUGACCACGAUGAGUGGAUUGGCGCCGAUACAUACCUGAAAGGAGUACAAAUAUAUCAAAAGAUUAUUAGCAAUUUGGCCAAUGUGAAAUGAUGUAGUCUUAAAUCCUAACAAAUGUUUAUAUUCGAUUUCUGCUUUCUGUUUGUCAUCAACAAUUUAUCAAUAUUAGUGCUAUAAAAAUCAUUUUAAAAUUAAAUCCUUAUGCUUAAAAACUGAUUUUACGAAAUUAAAACUAACAAAAAUGUUAUCUUUCAUAAUAAUAUUACACACAGCUAAAAUUUAUUUCAGGAAAUUGUUGAUAUUUACAUUAAAUUAACCUUUGCCCGAUUCAUGUCAAUUGUUCGAUUAUGACGGACAUAUUUAUGCAACAUUUUUUUGUUUAAAUAAAACUCUAGAGGGUAUAUGCAAGUCGACUACUUGCAGCAGAUA
Molecule: messenger RNA, 1734 nt
Organism: Drosophila grimshawi
Lineage: Eukaryota; Metazoa; Arthropoda; Insecta; Diptera; Drosophilidae
Product: aminoacylase-1
Exons: 6
Coding region: 190-1398 (402 amino acids)
Biological process (GO): amino acid metabolic process
Cellular component (GO): cytoplasm
Molecular function (GO): aminoacylase activity
Source: RefSeq, a predicted model, not a curated record